CCCUCCGCCGUCCACGCGCGCCGUCGCCGCCACCGCCGUUCCCGUUCAACCUCGCCGCGUCCCCGCCUUCUCAACCGAUUUGGUUUCCGAGAGAGAUUGGAUAAAUUUUUGAUCGUAUCGACAUGCAAAGGUGAAGGGGGAAUUUAUCUGCAACUGCAAUAACUUGUGGUGGGAUAACAUGGUUGACAUGAACUCUGAUCACAUUUUUGAGGUUCCUGACACUCCCGACCGAAUACAGCAGCCAACAUGCCCUGUAUCUAGCUCAGCUGCUACGAGAGGCAUUACAGCAGUCAACAUUUUUGAGGUUCCUGACACUCCUGACCGAGUACAGCUGCCAAAAUACCCUGUAUCGAGCUCAGCUGCUACGAGAGGCAUUACAAGGAUGCGUGGAGAUCCUUCACCGAACCGCAUAAUGAAAUUUAAGAUCAAGAAUUAUUCCUCCAACCAGGGUCAAUCAAGUAGAGGGAGCGCAACUGGUGAACUGCGUGCACCCUUAGCAACCGGGGAUUUGUUUAAACAAGCUGAAGUGGCACGGUUGUUGCCAGAAGCAAAACAAUCCCCACCAAAAUUAGAUAGGGCUACUGGAAAAUCUGUUGUGAAUGGCUAUGGGGCUCGCACUCUUGGUUUGGGUCAGAGCAGCAGCAUUUCAAACAACAUGAUAUCGGGCGCUGGAGUAAGCGGCAAUAGCUGCCAAAUCAGAGAAGGGAAGUUUAGUCAUCGAGAUGCAAGCCGUCGGAACAUGGACUUUCUUGGUGUGGGAUCAAGUCUUCCUACUAUGCCAGUGGGAAAACCACAGAACAGAGCAAAAAGUAGCACCUCUAAUGGACUGAAGGAAGCAGUAGGUACUGAUGAUUUUUCACAAUCGAGUCCCACUGGGGACAAAAGGGAAGCGGUCAAUUUCAAGGGUACAGCAGGGCUCUCAAGUCUUACACCAUGUGAUGUUCCUAAUAAACAUGUGGGACAAAGAAAGUGGGUGCGGAAUGGUUUUAUUUCUCCCUCUAACAUAGUCCAAAGAAAUCUAAAAGCUGAUGAAAAGCAGGAAAUGUGCUCUACAAGUGGAGUCUUACACCGGCCAGAUCCUCGGGCUGAUGUUUCCCAUGAAGGAAAUAUAAUUGAUCUUACGGAUUCACCAACAGUAACAAGGAAAGGAAACACAGCAACUGAUCGGUUGAUCACCAGAAAUGUGGGGAGUCUAGUUCCACAGGGUGCAAAUCAAGCAAGCAGCAGUAAUUGUUCUGAAGGUUUUAACAACAAAGGCAAAGAAAUUAUCCAUGAUCUCAUGCACACCGAACGGUCUGGAGAGGAUAAUACAAUGAGGGUUUGUCCAAGAGGUGUAGUAGAUUCUUCUGUUGUAAACGGUGAUAUUUCUGGCAUAAGUUCUCAGCAAGGUUGGCGAAGAACACAUAAUCACACUAGUAAGUUAUCCAGGUCAUUAUUGGAUACGAUGACCACUAGUUGUGGAAUAGAAUCUGGAUCUUCUGGACCAUCUAAUCAGGGUCAUGAAACUGCAGUAGGAGACAGCAAUAACUCAUUUAGUGCAGCAACAACUACACGGUCAACAAGUGGGACUACAAAGAUCAGUAAAGGAAAGAGGAAACUCACCUCAAGUUCCUAUUAUCCUGGUGAUAGCUCUAGUUCUCUUCAUGAACAUAGUGGUUCAUGUCUUGCAUCUUCAGACACAACAGCUGGCAGAAAUCAUACCACAGUUUGUCACGAUACUCCUGUAAUAGAUAUUGAUAACCUAUAUUCCCCUGAAGUUAGACCUCAUUUGAGGGGCAACCAUCAUGGAACCUCGAUUGGUCCUAACAUAAGUGCACAGUUGGAGGCUGAUGAAAUGUUGGCUCGGCAACUUCAGGAGCAGCUUUACAAUGAAACACCACGUGUUGCUCCUAGAGAAGACAUUGAUGCAAUUGUGGCAAUGUCACUUCAACAUGAAGAAGAUGCAGUGCGGACAUCCAGACCCGUAAGGAGGUUUCAAAAUGAAACACCACGUGUUGCUCCUAGAGAAGAUAUUGAUGCAAUCGUGGCAAUGUCACUUCAACAUGAAGAAGAUGCAGUGCGGACAUCCAGACCCGUAAGGAGGUUUCAAAAUGAUACUAGAGCUGCAAGAGCAUCCCGCUCGAGUGCUGCUCAGCGUGCGAUCAGGGCUAGAUAUGAGACGGCAAUUUCUGAUAUGCGGAAUGCGGCUCCAAUAACUUUGGGACUGAGGGCUAUGAUUCCUGGAUAUCCUGGAUUGCGUAUUCAACCUAAUAUUGAUUUAAAUGAUUACGACGCGCUACUUGCAUUAGAUGAGAAUAACCACCAGCACACUGGUGCUUCAGAAAGUCAGAUCAAUAACUUGCCACAGUCGGUAUUUCAGUCAGCUAGCACUGAAGAGCCUUGCGCAGUAUGCCUCGAGAAUCCCUCUGUUGGAGAUACCAUCCGCACUUUGCCAUGCUUUCAUAAGUUCCAUAAAGAUUGCAUCGACGAAUGGCUGAGAAGGAAGAAACUCUGCCCAGUUUGCAAGUGCGGGAUUACAAGAAGUUAGCCAAUGCCAGUUUUCGUGCUUCCGCAAUCUGUCAGCUGCUUGUGUGGUUGCAUUUUUCCGUCAGUAGUGAUACAGAUCGGAGGCUGCACUUGGCUGCAUCAUGUGCCAAUGCCCCGAUGUGCCUUUGUUCCCACAAAUCAUACUUAAUAAUCAAUAUUUAGCAUGUUUACUGCAGCAAUUUGUAUAUACAUGUUUCUUUUUUCA
This is a messenger RNA of Lolium rigidum, 2731 nucleotides long. RefSeq lists its product as uncharacterized. The transcript has 10 exons. Bases 179 to 2527 code for a protein of 782 amino acids. The record is from RefSeq and is a predicted model, not a curated record. Lineage: Eukaryota; Viridiplantae; Streptophyta; Magnoliopsida; Poales; Poaceae.